AUGACCACCACAGUUAAAAAUCGUUCUGAUAUGUCUGGCGGAAUUCGAGCUUGUGUCGAAUAUCCUUCAAACACCAUGUUUGAUCGCAGGGAUCUGGGGAUUCGCAUGCAGCGAUCCGCUGUGGUUCAUUUGCUAUGCAACCAGGAUCUCAUUCCUCUCCAGUCAGGCUCGUUCUCGCAGACACCCGUGGCUAACCUACUCGCUCCAAGACCCACCGCUUCACCGACCACCCUCACACCGAUCCCCAGCGCGGCCCCGCCCAGUCCCCCCCCACCACUCCCAUCCGCCGCCUACUCCCCUCUACAUCGCCCUUUCUCGCCCCCUGCAAACUCAACUACGUAUCACCAACAGAAAAUCCUCAACCUCGUCCAGUUCAUCAACUCAACCCAACACAGCCCCCCAGAUGCACCGUCACACAAUCCGGACGCGCUGCAGCACACAUCAUUCACCUGCCCCCUACUCCCCGCAUCAACCCCCACCUCCACGCGACCUACCCGUAUUCCACUUUAA
Dicrocoelium dendriticum is the source of this 510-nucleotide messenger RNA. Lineage: Eukaryota; Metazoa; Platyhelminthes; Trematoda; Plagiorchiida; Dicrocoeliidae. The record is from the annotation of a GenBank genome assembly.